This is a messenger RNA of Colletotrichum karsti, 1479 nucleotides long. Its product is annotated as major facilitator superfamily transporter. NCBI's taxonomy places the organism in Eukaryota, Fungi, Ascomycota, Sordariomycetes, Glomerellales, Glomerellaceae. Gene Ontology annotation, biological process: transmembrane transport. The record is from RefSeq and is a predicted model, not a curated record. Gene Ontology annotation, molecular function: transmembrane transporter activity. The transcript has 4 exons. Gene Ontology annotation, cellular component: membrane. The coding region runs from base 1 to 1479 and encodes 492 amino acids.
AUGAAGACCGACACUGAACUCGUGUCAGUCACUGCCCACUCCGACAGCCAAGCCGACGCAGAGGCAGCUCAUAAUUAUGCCAUCGACCCUGUCGCGGAAGCCAAGCUCCUUCGCAAAGUUGACUUGCGUGCCCUGCCCAUGAUCUUCCUCCUCUACUUCUUCACAUUCCUCGACCGGACGAACCUGGGGAACGCGAAAGUGGCAGGCAUGGAAGCGGAUCUGGGACUGAGCACCUACGGGUUCAACAUUGGAGCUUGCUUGUACUACGGCAUCUACUUCUUUGCCGACAUCCCCGCGUCAUUGAGCGUUAAGAAGUAUGGAAACAUCGUAUUACCGUUGAGCUGCAUCGCGUUCGGGAUCGUAACGCUCGCUACGGCCUUCAUCCAUAAUGAGGCGAGCUUCUUUGUCAUCCGACUGCUACUGGGCUUGACUGAGUCGUUUCAAUUUCCAGGGCUCAACUACGUCGUGUCGCGGUAUUAUCGCCGCAGCGAGGUGACGACCCGGAUCUCGUUCUUUAUGCUCGGCGCCGCUGGCCUGGCUUCAGCUUUCGGGGGUCUCCUUGCGUCAGGACUGCUGUCAUUAGGAAGCAUCGGAACUGUGAAUUCGUGGCGAAAUAUUUUCCUGGUCGAGGGUAUCAUCACCAUUGGCGUUGGCUUUCUUUCGCUCUAUCUCUUUCCGGCAGAUCCAUCGAAGACGCGAAUCUUCAACGAGACGGAGCGCAAAUUGGCCAUGGCUCGUAUCUUUCACGACCAGCCGGCCAUCCGCGAGCACAAGGAGCGAAUCACCUGGCAGCUGAUCAAGCGAGGCGUACUCAACGUCAAUGUCCUCGCCGGUGCCUGGAUGUACACUUGCAAUCAGGUCAGUGUCCAGGGUCUCUCAAUAUUUACAGUAACCAUCUUGAGGCUGAACUACCCGGAUCAUUCAACCGUGGGCAUCCAACUUCUAUCGGUGCCACCUCCGCUCGUGGGCCUCGUCUUUGGUCUCUGCCUCGCAUACGUCACGAUGAAGACUCGCAAGCAUGGAAUUGCCAUCGCCGGAUGCGCAGUACUGAAUAUCAUCGGGUACUCCAUAUGGCUGACCUCCAAGAACGUCCAAGCUCGAUAUGCCGCUAUCUUCAUCAAUACGGCUGGAGGUUUCGGAUUUGGGGUACUGGUUAUCAGCUGGACACUGGCCAAUGCCGCCCCCGAUACGGUACGCAACGUUGCGAAUGCCGCGGUGUCGGGUCUUGCCAACAUUGGUUCCAUCGCAGCUACUUGGAGUUACAUCAACACCGAUGCUAAGACGGGAUACCGGAUAGGUAAUAGUCUGAAUGUCAGUACUGCGGCGUCGGUAAUCAUUGUAUCAUUGAGUCUGUUGGCUUAUCAGACGUGGGAGAAUCGGAAGCGGGAAAGGGGUGGCCGUGAUUAUCGGCUACAGCACCGUGAUAAGGAGAUUGCCACAUUGGGGCAUCUGCACCCCGAGUUCAGGUACAUUCACUAG